This is a messenger RNA of Mytilinidion resinicola, 765 nucleotides long. RefSeq lists its product as uncharacterized. Gene Ontology annotation, biological process: peptidyl-proline hydroxylation to 4-hydroxy-L-proline. Bases 1 to 765 code for a protein of 254 amino acids. Gene Ontology annotation, cellular component: endoplasmic reticulum. The record is from RefSeq and is a predicted model, not a curated record. The transcript is spliced from 3 exons. Gene Ontology annotation, molecular function: iron ion binding; L-ascorbic acid binding; procollagen-proline 4-dioxygenase activity. NCBI's taxonomy places the organism in Eukaryota, Fungi, Ascomycota, Dothideomycetes, Mytilinidiales, Mytilinidiaceae.
AUGCCGCCCAAGCACAAGCGAGUCCCUGUGGCACCUGUGGCCGUGCCUCCGCCCAAUUGGCCACCCCUCACUCCCCUGCGGCUCGAGUCCGACCUGGCCCUGCACCAAGUGUGGCCGGACCAGAUUAUCACCGUGCCGAGCCUUUGGACGUCGGCGCUGUGCAAGACAUACGUCGCUUUUCUCAAGUCUCUACCAUUGACGACCACGCCCGGGAAACCAAGGAAAGGCGACGCUGUCCGCGUGAAUGACCGCUUCCAGAUCGACGACCCGGCAUUCGCCGAGCAUCUCUGGAGCGGAACCGCCCUGAAGAACCUCGUGCUUGGCAUCAAUGAAGAGGGCCGUCUUGGGUUGACUCCCGAUGCCCAGAAUAAGUUAUGGGGCGGCGAAGUGGUGGGCCUGAAUCCCAAUAUCAGAAUCUACCGCUACACGAAAGGACAGUUUUUCGAUCAGCAUUACGAUGACUUCAACAAUGUCACCAUCCCUGGCCCGCCACCAGUUCCUGCCAAAACCACCUGGACUCUCCUUCUGUACCUCACCUCAUCGGCAACGGGAUGCGAGGGAGGCGAGACGGUAUUCUACCCCGAGCCUGAACUGCCGAAAAGGGGCAAAGCCAAGAAAGAAGCUCCCCCGCCAAUUGUGGUCGAUCUCGAAGUCGGCAUGGCACUUCUCCAUCGACACGGCGCGGACUGCAUGCUCCAUGAGGGCCGUGAAGUUCUGGGAGGAGAAAAAUGGGUCAUCCGGAGCGACUUGUGUGUACGGAAAUGA